This is a messenger RNA of Gekko japonicus, 2378 nucleotides long. RefSeq names its product kelch like family member 25 (gene KLHL25). Gene Ontology annotation, molecular function: protein binding. The transcript has 3 exons. The record is from RefSeq and is a predicted model, not a curated record. Lineage: Eukaryota; Metazoa; Chordata; Lepidosauria; Squamata; Gekkonidae. Bases 95 to 1864 code for a protein of 589 amino acids.
GCGGGGGGGGAGGGCAUGACCGGUGAUCCAGAGGGGGGAUCUGCUUGGAAUCUGGGGACACAGGAGGCCUGGAGGGCUAGCACUCCCAUAAACAAUGUCGGUGAGCGUCCACGAGAACCGUAAAUCCCGAACCAGUACCGGUUCAAUGAAUAUCUUGCUGUUCCACAAAGCCUCCCACCCAGACUGCGUCCUGUCACACCUGAACACCAUGAGGAAGCACUGCAUGUUUACGGACGUUACCCUCUGGGCCGGGAAUAAGUCGUUCCCGUGCCACCGCGCAGUCUUAGCAGCGUCCAGCAGGUAUUUUGAGGCCAUGUUCAGCAAUGGCCUUCGGGAGAGCCUCGGCGACGAGGUGAAUUUCCAUGACAGCCUGCACCCAGAGGUGCUGGAGCUGCUCCUGGACUAUGCUUACUCCUCCAAGAUCAUCAUCAACGAGGAGAAUGCCGAAUCCCUCCUGGAAGCCGGCGACAUGCUGCAGUUCCACGACGUCCGAGAUGCAGCGGCGGAAUUCCUUGAGAAGAACUUGUACCCCUCCAACUGCCUUGGCAUGAUGAUGCUCUCAGACGCUCACCAGUGCAGGAGGCUCUAUGAGCUCUCUUGCCGGAUGUGCCUGGCCAACUUUGAGAUGGUCCACGGGAGCGAAGACUUCAACUCCCUCUCCAAGGAUACGUUGCUAGACUUGGUCUCCAGCGACGAACUGGAGAUCGAGGAGGAGGAGAAGGUCUUCAAGGCCGUCCUUCAGUGGGUGAAGUACGACUCGGACAAGCGAAAGGCGUUCCUCCCAGAACUACUCAAGAACGUGCGCUUGGCCCUGCUGCCUUCUGAAUGCCUCAAGGAAGCCAUGACCUACGAAGAGCUGAUCACCGCAGAGGAGCAGAACAAGCAGAUUAUGGACGAAGCCCUUCAGUGCAAAAAGAAGAUCUUGCAGAACGACGGGGUGGUCACAAGCCCUUGCGCCAGGCCCCGCAAAGCUGGGCACACCUUGCUCAUUCUGGGUGGCCAGACAUUCAUGUGUGACAAGGUCUACCAGGUGGAUCACAAGGCGAAAGAGAUCAUUCCCAAAGCGGACCUACCAAGUCCGAGGAAGGAGUUCAGCGCUUGUGCCAUUGGCUGCAAAGUCUACAUUACCGGUGGGAGAGGCUCAGAAAACGGAGUGUCAAAGGAUGUCUGGGUCUACGACACCGUGAACCAGGAGUGGUCCAAAGCUGCCCCAAUGCUCAUAGCCCGCUUUGGACAUGGCUCAGCAGAACUUGAAAAUUGCCUCUAUGUUGUUGGUGGCCACACUGCAGUGGCUGGCGUCUUCCCUGCUUCCCCGUCUGUUUCUCUGAAGCAGGUGGAGAAGUAUGACCCCAUCGCCAACAAAUGGACCAUGGUGGCCCCUUUGAGGGAUGGCGUCAGCAACGCAGCGGUCGUAAGUGCAAGGCUGAAGCUCUAUGUCUUUGGCGGAACCAGCAUUCAUCGGGACAUGGUGUCCAAAGUCCAGUGCUAUGACCCAGCAGAGAACCGAUGGACGAUCAAAGCACAGUGCCCCCAGCCCUGGCGUUACACGGCAGCAGCUGUCCUCGGCAGCCAGAUUUUCAUCAUGGGCGGGGAUACAGAGUUCACAGCGGCGUCUGCCUACCGCUUCGACUGCGAGACGGACCAGUGGACGCGGAUCGGAGACAUGACGGCCAAGCGGAUGUCCUGCCAUGCCCUGGCCUCAGGAAACAAACUCUACGUGGUGGGUGGCUAUUUUGGGACGCAGAGGUGCAAAACGCUGGAUUGUUACGACCCUACCUCCGACACGUGGAACUGUAUCACCACCGUGCCUUACUCCCUGAUCCCGACAGCUUUUGUCAGCACAUGGAAACACUUGCCAGCCUGAUGACGUCCGCGUGUCAGAACUAGGAGAUGCCAGCCUCGAACUCAUCACAACUGAUGCUGAAGACUGCACACGAUCAGCUGCUUCGCUCUCCACCGCCGUUACAAGGUUCGUUCUUUUGUUGCACCCAGAUGGGGAGGUGCGCGAGGCUGAUUCGACAGAAGCUUAGGAAACACUGAUAGGACCGGUGGGACAAUCUAGCAACCUUCUUGGUACACUCCCAAGGAGGCAAGGAGGACUAAGCACCAGGAUGCGCUUGUGGUACUGGGUAACCACCUCCUUGCAACAAGCUGGGCUAGGAAGAGGGCAGGCCAACCUCUGGAAGGGGCUUCACAGCUCCCCCGUCUUCCCAAACGUCUUCCACAACUUGAAAGCUCUCUGAGCGGCCGCGUGAAUUUUAUUGAGAAGCACACAGCCAUAAGGGCUAGAACUGGUUCGAAUCGGUUUCAAAAAAUGGUCUCAUUUUGUAUUUUGGUGUCACCUGGCAUCCAGCAGUUUUAAUAAAAUCCUUCAUGAA